Messenger RNA from Clupea harengus (Atlantic herring), 1924 nucleotides. RefSeq names its product NudC domain containing 3 (gene nudcd3). The record is from RefSeq and is a predicted model, not a curated record. Lineage: Eukaryota; Metazoa; Chordata; Actinopteri; Clupeiformes; Clupeidae. Gene Ontology annotation, biological process: protein folding. Gene Ontology annotation, cellular component: cytoplasm.
AAAUACAAUUGUAACACGCUAUAGAAGCUAGAACAAAAUAGACUGCUAGACUAGUCAACAGUCGGGUAUAUGUUGUUAACUCAGCUGAAGGAGAUUGGACUUACAAACUUUAACGUUCGUCAAACUUAACUAUAUUUCAGUCAAUGCGUUAGUGUUGAUACUAUUACACUUUAACAAUGUCAUCGCCAAUAGAAAUGACUGAAAUGUAUGACAACGCGCUACUUGGAAUCUUACAACACGUUGGAAAUAUACAAGAUUUUCUACAGGUCUACUUCGGAUUUCUUUACCGAAAGACGGACUUCUACCGUCUACUUUCAAAUCCAAAUGACCGUAUGGGCUUUCCUCCUGGUGUAGCAGAGAAAAUGAUCCUCAGAACCUUCAAAACGUUUGAGAAGUUUGCGAUUGCGGACCGAGAGCGAGAGAUGCAGCGCAGGGCACCGGCAGUGAUUCAGGAGCUGGAGGUGCCAUCAGAGCAGGAGGAAGCAGGAGCUGUUGCGGCAGCAGCAGCAUCCUGUAGCGCAGAGGAGACUGCUCCAUCUCCAUCCCCGGCUUCUUCCUCUUCCUCGGCUCCGGCUCCAGUUCAUCUGUCUCCAGGUCCGUCCUCAGCGUCCGCUCAAGCAGCCGGUGCCUCCUCACAGUCCCAGAGCAGCAGUGUUGCCCAGCCCUCAGGGGGUGACCAGGCAGUGGGGUCCUCCGGUGCAGGAGCGACUGCAGCAGAGCCAGGAAAAUCAGAUUUCCAGAGCAACCCUGACAGUUACAACGGGGCAGUGACAGAGAACUACACCUGGUCCCAGGACUACACUGAUGUAGAGAUCAAGGUUCAUGUUCAGCCGAAUAUCCUCAAGGGCAAACAGGUGUCUGUUAACUUUCAGUCAGACAGACUCCGUGUGGCUCUGAAAGAGGGGGCAUCAGAGAGGGUUGUGGUUGAAGGUGCGCUUUGUCACAAGAUCAACAUGGAGACCUCCCUCUGGAGCCUAGAGCCUGGACAGUGCAUUCUGAUCUCGCUCAGUAAGUGCGGAGAGGUGUGGUGGAAUGCCGUGUUGAAGGGUGAAAAGGAGAUCGACAUCAACCAGAUCAACCGCGAGCGCUCCAUGGCAACGGUUGACGAGGAGGAGCAUGCGGUGCUGGAUCGCCUGACGUUCGACUACCACCAGAAACUACAGGGCAAGCCACAGAGCCAUGAGAUGAAAGUCCAUGACAUGCUGAAGAAGGGUUGGGAUGCGGAGGGCUCCCCUUUCAAGGGUCAGCAGUUUGACCCGUCGAUGUUUGACAUCCCUCCCAGCGCUGUCCAGUUCUGAAGUUAAUACAAGCAAACAAUCAAACAAACCUACGUCAGAGGGCGCACACAGAUAUCUGGUGCACACCUUGCUGUGGGCAGAGCUGGAACGUGUCACGGUGGGAAGAUCCAGCUCUUAUUUAAAUGCCAAUAAAAGAAAAGGGAGGCGUGAUUGACAGUUUUGAAACCUGUUUGGCUCUUGUGUAUGCCUCCCUUUUUUUCCCCUUCGUUUUGGGCAUGAUGGCACCUGUCUUUUUUUAGACAAGUAGCAGUUACAAUGAAAUGUUUGCUUUUUUUAUUUGGUCAGUUUUACGUCAUUGAGAGGAAAAUGUCAUGGAAGCUAUGGUUGCAUUGUUGAAAUGGUGGGCAGAUGAUCCCAUUCACAUCAUCUAUUUUUAUUGUAUUUUCCUUUCCCUCUUCACACUACCAACUUUUUUGAUCUGGUGAGGUGGAGGGACUUCUAGUUAUUCAACGUAAUUUCGUUUUCAAGGCCAAACUCAGGACUAUUAAGGUGUUUAUAAUUGCCAGAUCCUGAAGCUACAAGAUUUUGACUGGCCAGAGUUCACUUUUGCUUCCUGUUGACAUUUUUUUUGUUGCUUAUUUGUGUGUGCCAGAUUUCAAUAAAUAUAGGCGUCUGUUUAAUGUGAA